GAAGAUUGUUUAACAAGUGCGAAGAGAAAAGGGGAUAAAAGUUGUUUUCACAAACAAAGCAAUCAUAUUAUUGAAGUCUCAGUUGAAACGCCGGUAGAAGAUUGUUUAACAAGUGCGAAGGGAAAAGGGGAUUAAAGUUGUUUUCACAAACGAAGCAAUCAUAUUGUUGAAGUCUCGGUUGACAAAAUGGCAUGCAGCUCAAAGACACCCUCGAGAAGUAGAGAUGACGGUUUCAGGCAACUGUUGCCAUGGUUGAACGGGGGAAGGUCAUAUUUACAAGCAAAACAGCAAGACUUUCGAACAGUAAUCUUUCCAGGAAUGCUGGGCGAACAAAAUAAAGCUGCCGUCGAGCACACAAGUGCUGAAUUGGUUGCAAUGGCGAAACAAGCUUUGUCUAGAGCGGAGCUAGAUAUUGCUGAAAAACACUGUUCUCAAGCCGUACGAAAGCAAAUUCUAGAGAACAGGUCGAAAGAGGUGAGCUGGGAACCACAUUUCUGCUUAGGGGAAGUCCUGGAAACGAAAGCAGCGAAAAUUAACGGUAAUUCUUUAGAAAAGCAGAGACUUCUUCUUCAAGCAGGGUCGCUGUACAACUUCGUGAAGAACUGCAUAAAGAAAGGUCGUGCCGGCAAGGAUUGCUUGAUUGAGACAACGAAGGCGGUAUCUAAACGAUUGCUGAGUAUCCAAAACAACUUAGUGUUAUCAGCUGAAGGAGAUCCACUUCGAUGUGAUUUUGACUCAGAACUUGACAAGAAGGAGGUGGAGGAACUACGAAACGAGGCGAAAGAAUAUUUGGAAUCGUUAAAGCAGAAAAGGUCAGCCUACGAUAGCCAAGAGCACGAAAAACCGGAGAAGACCAACAAAUUUAUUGAACGGGCAUCGGAGAUUAGGAAAUUAUGCGAAGGAAUAUCAUCAAAAGUGAAACGGUUCCUGAGCAGAGUUAUCAGUCAAUGCGUCCAGGUGUUAGGAGAUCCGCCAUGCAACUACGAAGUUGUUGUUCUGGGGUCUUUGGCGCGAGAGGAAAUGACGCCAUACUCCGAUCUUGAAUGGGCCAUAUUGAUAAGUUCAGAAGAAGUGAAAUGCAAAGUGUUCUUUCGUAAUUUAACGAACUUGGUUCACUUACAGAUAAUCAACCUCGGGGAAACUAUUCUACCAAGCAUGGGUAUCAAAGCAUUGAGCGGUGAAUGGUUCUACGACAAUGUAACACCGAGGGGAUAUCCUUCGACGGAUUCCUUCCACAGGCAUGCAAGACACCGUUGGGAAACAUGA
Dendronephthya gigantea is the source of this 1266-nucleotide messenger RNA. RefSeq lists its product as uncharacterized. Gene Ontology annotation, molecular function: [protein-PII] uridylyltransferase activity. The transcript is spliced from 7 exons. The coding region runs from base 187 to 1266 and encodes 359 amino acids. The record is from RefSeq and is a predicted model, not a curated record. Lineage: Eukaryota; Metazoa; Cnidaria; Anthozoa; Malacalcyonacea; Nephtheidae.